Otolemur garnettii (small-eared galago) is the source of this 1080-nucleotide messenger RNA. Its product is annotated as cytochrome c-type heme lyase. Gene Ontology annotation, biological process: cytochrome c-heme linkage. The record is from RefSeq and is a predicted model, not a curated record. Gene Ontology annotation, molecular function: holocytochrome-c synthase activity. Gene Ontology annotation, cellular component: mitochondrion. The transcript has 7 exons. The coding region runs from base 181 to 897 and encodes 238 amino acids. Lineage: Eukaryota; Metazoa; Chordata; Mammalia; Primates; Galagidae.
GUUGGCGGUGACCGUGGCACAGCGGUGACCCAGCCAGAGGAAGGCGGCGGCGAUUGGAAGUCGCUGCCGCUCUGGGUUCGUUUUGGCGUUAGGGGCGCGGGGCUGGUAGCCCGGAGCAGCGUGCGGGAGUAAUCAGGUGGAAAUUUAGAAUUGUUUGGAGUCAAUACUGUGAUUCCAACCAUGGGUUUGUCUGUAUCUACUCCUGCCGGUGCAGUUCAGACCGCCACUGCUUCAGUUCAUCAGACAGCACCCUCACCUUCAGGAUGCCCAAUGCAUGAAGGAAAAAUGAAAGGAUGCCCAGUGAAUGUGGAACCAUCUAACUCAACCCGUGAAAGCAAAACAUACUCUGUGCCUGCCCACCAGGAACGUGCUUAUGAGUAUGUGGAAUGCCCUGUUAAGGGUGCUGCAUUUGACAAUAAGGAGAACCUUGAUCCAUCAAAUCUGAUGCCACCACCUAAUCAAACUCCUGCACCAGAUCAGCCGUUUGCACUGUCUACUGUCAGAGAGGAGUCAUCUAUUCCAAGAGCAGGCUCAGAGAAAAAAUGGGUUUAUCCUUCCGAGCAGAUGUUCUGGAAUGCAAUGUUAAAGAAGGGGUGGAGGUGGAAAGAAGAGGAUAUUAGCCAGAAAGAUAUGUAUAAUAUCAUUAGAAUCCAUAAUCAGAAUAAUGAACAGGCUUGGAAGGAGAUAUUGAAGUGGGAAGCCCUUCAUGCUGCGGAGUGUCCUUGCGGUCCAUCAUUGGUCCGGUUCGGAGGAAAAGCAAACCAGUAUUCACCAAGGGCAAGAAUUCGUUCCUGGAUGGGAGUAGUUCAGAUUCUUAGCGCACACCUGCAUUUCUGCAGUAUCUUGGCUGACAUCCCUGGCCUGGGUCUCUUCCCCAUUGACCUCAUUCUUCUGUAGACAGGUGAGCUGUCAUCUGAUCUGAACUGGUUGCAGUUCCUUAGCACCAUAUCCCCUUAGCACUAUAAAUAAUGGUUCUGAGUCUCACCCCAACCCCACAAUGAAAUCUUUGAGAGCAGGCAUUUGCAUGCACUUCUUCUGGAUCUUUCUCACUGCUUAAACCAGGACCAAACUCACAAGGAG